Molecule: messenger RNA, 4286 nt
Organism: Gallus gallus (chicken)
Lineage: Eukaryota; Metazoa; Chordata; Aves; Galliformes; Phasianidae
Gene: SLC16A1
Product: solute carrier family 16 member 1
Exons: 5
Coding region: 320-1825 (501 amino acids)
Biological process (GO): monocarboxylic acid transport; transmembrane transport
Cellular component (GO): membrane
Molecular function (GO): monocarboxylic acid transmembrane transporter activity
Source: RefSeq, a predicted model, not a curated record
GGCGGCACUCGGCCGGCGGCGGCACGCGCAGGUAGGGCCCGGCACUGCGUUGGGCCCACGUGGCGAUGGGGGGAGGGAUGGAGCGUAGAGCUGGGCUGGGGGCAGCGCGGUCCUUCCUGGGAGGUCUCGGGGCUCUGCGUGGUUGGAGGAGGGGAUGGAGGAUACGCGGGGAGGCGGCGGGACCUCGUGGCGGGAGCCUUAAUGCUGCGGUUCGGUUCGGCCCCACGCCGGCGGGAUGCGCAGCCCCGAGCCCCGCCGUUGGAACGGGAGCGUGUCCGAUCUUUGAGCCCCAGCUGAUCCAUUGCCAGCCUCAUUCAAGAUGCCACCGGCCAUUGGAGGCCCUGUGGGAUACACUCCUCCUGAAGGAGGCUGGGGAUGGGCUGUGGUCGUCGGAGCCUUCAUCUCCAUUGGAUUUUCCUAUGCCUUCCCCAAAUCCAUCACUGUGUUCUUCAAAGAGAUUGAGGUCAUCUUCAACGCAUCUAGCAGCAAAGUCUCAUGGAUCUCCUCUAUCAUGCUGGCUGUUAUGUAUGCAGGAGGUCCCAUCAGCAGCAUCCUGGUGAACAAGUACGGCAGCCGGCCCAUCAUGAUCGUGGGUGGGUGCCUCUCGGGGUGUGGUUUGAUUGCAGCCUCUUUCUGCAACACCGUGGAGGAGCUCUACUUCUGCGUGGGGGUCGUAGGGGGCCUUGGACUUGCAUUUAACCUGAACCCUGCCUUAACCAUGAUUGGCAAGUACUUCUUCAAGAAGCGUCCCCUGGCGAAUGGACUGGCCAUGGCGGGCAGCCCUGUGUUCCUGUCGACCUUGGCACCUGUGAACCAGCUCUUCUUUGGUGUAUUUGGCUGGCGAGGGAGCUUCCUCAUCCUCGGUGGUCUCCUGCUGAACUGCUGUGUUGCUGGGUCCCUCAUGAGGCCGAUUGGUCCCAAGCCAGACCAGCUAAAAAAAGAGCCCACUAAAGAGGUGUUGCAGGAAGCUGGGAAAGCAGUGAAAAAAGGUGAUGGUGAUACGAGCACAGACCUCAUUGGUGGGAAGACAAAGAAAGAGAAGAGCACGCUUUUCCAGACCAUCAACAAGUUCUUGGACCUGUCCCUCUUCACACACAGAGGCUUCCUGCUCUAUCUCUCAGGCAAUGUGAUCAUGUUCUUUGGGCUGUUCACUCCCUUGGUCUUCCUCAGCAAUUACGCAAAGAGCAAGAAGAUUGCCAACGAGUCUGCGGCCUUCUUGCUGUCCAUCCUGGCCUUCGUAGACAUGGUAGCCAGACCUUCCAUGGGACUGGUGGCAAACACCAAGUGGAUCCGACCAAGAGUCCAGUAUUUCUUUGCCAUCUCUGUGAUUUACAAUGGGGUGUGCCACCUCUUGGCCCCCAUGUCCACCACCUACGCCGGGUUCUGCAUUUAUGCUGGUUUCUUUGGCUUUGCCUUUGGCUGGCUUAGCUCGGUGCUGUUUGAAACCCUGAUGGACCUGGUGGGAGCGCAGAGGUUCUCCAGUGCUGUUGGCCUUGUGACCAUUGUGGAGUGCUGCCCCGUGCUUCUGGGACCCCCCCUGCUCGGUAAGCUCAACGACAUGUAUGGUGACUACAAGUACACAUACUGGGCCUGUGGGAUCAUCCUCAUCGUCUCUGGGAUCUACCUCUUCAUUGGGAUGGGCAUCAACUACCGCCUGGUGGCGAAGGAGCAGAAGGCGGCGGAGGAGAAGACGAAGAAUGAAGGGAAAGAGGAGGAGACCAACAUCGACGAGGCUGAGAAACAGAAAGAAGCAAACAACGACGUGGCGACCUUGCCUCAGAAGAGCACAGAAGAUGGUGUCAAAGAGGAGGAAAGCCACAUGUGAGGGACUGGUUUUAAUCCCAGUGGGUCGGGGGGGAAGCGCCGCUGUCCUGAAGCAGUGUCUGGGGGAAUGCUCGUGUUGGGCGGCUGUGAGAAGUGUUUAAACCAGGUGUUCAUUUUUAACCAGGCUCUGAACUGUCGUUCCAUCUGUGUUCAACAAAGGUAACAGAGCUACAUGCGCAGUAUCCUCGCAUGUUUGGGGUGGGGGUGGGGAAGGGAUGACUUUUUUUUAUAUUCUGGCUUUUUAACAGUAACAUGAUUGUACUAAUAUGUGCCUUACAGCCUUCAAAUCUAGCUGAAUCUGAAUGAGCCUUAACUCUAAGCCGUGCUUUAGCUCUGUAUUCUGCUUGGGGUAUGAUGUGUGUGCGUCCGUGUGCAUCUUUGGGAGUUCUGUUGAUAAAAGCCAUAAAAAGCGGGAUACUGGGUUUGUUGGAGCACGAUAGGUGUCAGGGCUGAGCCCCAGAUGAAUCCUGCUUCACAUGCUUCUUACUGCAGGCGCUGGGCACGGGGGCAGUGGGUCUUCAGCUUCCAUGCCAGGUGCCUCCUGGCUCUGUUAGGUGGCCUUCAGGCAUGUUUUGAAAACUUUUAGCUACUGUAGUUCUCUAAAAUCUUUUUUUUUGUAGUUUGGUUCUCAUGGGAUAAACAGGUUGGAGAAGGACGGCCGCAGUUCAUGUCAGGCCGCAUCUCUUGUGUGGUCGCCCACUCUGGGCCUGAGCAGACCCUCUGGGGUGCAUCAGUCCUCCCCCAGCAAGGCAUGGCCUGGGUGCUGGGGUCUGCGCCCACGGGUGGGGAACCUGGCAUUGCUGAGGCAGAGACUCUUCUCAGUGUAAUAAGAUGUAAUAUGAAAUGUGUAUGAGUGGAGCUCAGCUGGCACCACGGCGGGGCUUGGGGCAGGUGGCAUCCCUUGGCCUCUCCACAGCAGAUCCAGGACAGGCUUCUACCUGGAGGACACCAGCCCAGCAUCCUAUCCAGCUGAGAUGAGUGGGUUUGGAUGCUUAAUGCUUCGCAGACCGAAGGGGCCGGAUGGACCAGACUGUUGUAGAUGCAUCCCUGAGACAGGCAUUCUGCUUUUCCUCUUUUAUCUCUUAGAAAAAACCUCCUUUCCUUGCUUCUGUUCAACUUAAGAUCUUAAGGUGAUGCCUUACCGCUCUCAUCUAGGACAUGUAAAGGGGAGGAAAGAAUUUGUAAGUAUUUAUUUUUUAUUUUUUAGUGUUGGACAAUAUCUCAAUGUACCUGGAACAGGUUAAUGGCUCUUAAGUUACAGUACACGUUGAUCAGAAAUCUUGUGAGAGGCUGAGUAUUUUUUCAAAUAAACUUUUUUUUUACAAUCAUCCCUUUAAUGUUUAACUCUUCUUUCACGCUGACAGCACGUUCCAGAAACGUGCCAGAGGAUGUGUAUUUUUUGGGCUGGUUCUGGGGAGACAAGUUGGGGUUAAAGCAGCAGGCUGACCGGUCAGGUAUGGUGCAGAGCAGUUCCUUAGCAGGUUCUUGUGUUGUGAGAGAAGAGGCAGCAAAGAAACGUGGUGCUUCCCUUUGAGGAUGGCUGAGCAUUGGCAUGCAGAUCUCUUCCUGCUGCAAGAAGCUCCUUGGCCUGAAACUCCUGCCUGCAGGAGACAGUGCCUUUUCCCAUGGGCCUGGCCAGGGCUGACAUGGUGCCCGACAUGGGGUGUGUAGGAGUGCAUGUGUGUGCAUGCCUGUGUACGUGUCUUACUGCUUCACUUGCAGUCUUUGCAUGUCAGGAAAACACAGCCUUGGGGAGAAACUGAGUUCCUGUCUGCUUCUCUAGCUGUACAGAGCUGCUGCUAGUAUGGUGUGCCCUGCUUGGGCUGGAAGCUGCUGUGGUUUCAGCAAGGGAUGAAGUGUGUUUUGUGCCUCUUUCAAAUUCUCUAGCUGCAAGAUGGCAACAGCCAGGUGCUCCUAUGCACUCUGUUUUUAGAGACAGCUUUCUUCUCUUUUUAGCAGGAUGCCUAUGAAAGCCAUAAGGUUCCUCUUUAUUGCCCAGUGGGGGCCACUUCUUUGUCUGCUCUGUGGACAGGGCUGUGAUGGAGGGGCUCCCACCCCAAGCCUUGCUGCAGCCUCUGGUGCUGUCUGUGCUGCUGUGGGUGUCUGCAGGCCUGGUGCUGCCAGGAGGGAACCCAGCUGCCCCCUAUCAGCCCUGUGGGGUGCCUGGUGCCCGUGGUGGCCUCACUCAGGGUGCUGACUGCUCUGCCCUGCACCUCUCCUGGCUGCAGCAGUUCUCCAUCAUUGUCAGCCAGCUCCAAAUUUCACAGGAAAAAAAAAAGGCCAGGGUAUUUCAUACUGUAGAGUAACUUUAUAAAGCCAACAGUAUUUUUGUACAAAAGGUCUUUAUUGUACUGAGCUUGUAAUACUGGAAAACCAAGUAAUUGUAUUUUUUUUGUAAGUGCUGUGUCUAUUGUAGUUACCAUAACUGGUUCCUGUUGCAAUAAACUAACCGUGAUGAGCUG